This is a messenger RNA of Porites lobata, 887 nucleotides long. Lineage: Eukaryota; Metazoa; Cnidaria; Anthozoa; Scleractinia; Poritidae. The record is from the annotation of a GenBank genome assembly.
GUCACAAGGUAUCACAAAGUAUCACAAAGUAUCACAAGGUAUCACAAGGUAUCACAAAGUAUCACAAGGUAUCACAAGGUAUCACAAAGAAUCACAGAGUAUCACAAAGCAUCACAGAGUAUCACAAAGCAUCACAAGGUAUCACGAAGUAUCACAAGGUAUCACAAAGUAUUACAAAGCAUCACAAGGUAUCACAAAGAAUCACAGAGUAUCACAAAGCAUCACAGAGUAUCACAAAGCAUCACAAGGUAUCACGAAGUAUCACAAGGUAUCACAAAGUAUCACAAAGCAUCACAGAGUAUCACAAAGUAUCACAAGGUAUCACAUGGUAUCACAAAGUAUCACAAAGUAUCACAAGCCAUCACAAAGUAUCACAAAUUAUCACAAGGCAUCACAAAGUAUCACAAAGUAUCACAAGGCAUCACAAAGUAUCACAACGUAUCACAAAGUAUCACAAGGUAUCACAAAGUAUCACAAGGUAUCACAAAUCACAGCCAUCACAACAAGUAUCACAAAGUAUUACAAGGUAUCACAAAGGUCACAAAGUAUCACAAAUCACAAAGUAUCACAAGGCAUCACAAAGUAUCACAUCACAAAGUAUCACAAAAGUAAAGUAUUUUAUCUUACAACAUUCAUCACAAGCCAUCACAAAGCAUCACAAAGUAUCACAAAGUAUCACAAGGCAUCACAAAGUAUCACAAGGUAUCACAAAGUAUCACAAGGUAUCACAGGGUAUCAAAAAGUAUCACAAAGUAUCACAAGGCAUCACAAAGUAUCACAAGGCAUCACAGAGUAUCACAAGGAAUAACCAAGUAUCACAAAGGGAACUCACCUUUACCGUAGCGCUUUUAUCUUACAUUACAUUCACUAACAUUGCACUCUUUUGA